Messenger RNA from Psylliodes chrysocephalus, 1010 nucleotides. The record is from the annotation of a GenBank genome assembly. NCBI's taxonomy places the organism in Eukaryota, Metazoa, Arthropoda, Insecta, Coleoptera, Chrysomelidae.
GUCAAAUAAAUGUCAAAUUAGUCUGUCAUUCAUUGAAAUUCCAUCAAAAUGUUCAAAAUUAACUGUGAAGAAAAAUAAUAAUAAAACCUAAAAUAAAAAAAAAAUCAUUAAUAUUACCACUGCAAAAAUCACUAAUUAAGUAACAAUUAUAAUAAAAUAUAAUAAAAUCAAAAACAAAGUAUCUAUUUCUAGAAAUCUAAAUGGGUGACGUAAAAUCAGAAUGUGAUUGUGAAGAUGAGAAGGAACAAUGGGGAGAUCCAGAGCCAGCGGAAAAUUCUCGUCUAGCAAGAAUCGAUUUGAGACCGCAUCAUAACACCCCGUAUGCACUUUAUUGCGAUUGGUUGAAAGAUGCUAACAACCACGGUCUGACAAAAUUUCAGACUAGUCAAUUUUCUUUGGCAACGUGUUCAAGAUGUGGUGAAUUAGGCAAUCGAAUGAUUUCACUGAGAGAAUUCAGAAACUACAUGUAUAUAAUAACAAUAAGCUCAUUUAGUAAAACAUAUCAACACAUCAAAGAAACUCGAAAAGCAACCAUGUUGUUCUUUUUCCAAUACUGGAAUUAUCGAGGUACCUACAUAAGACAGAUAAAAAUUGACUGCAGAUGCAAAAGAUUAUGCAGCGGUAUAACAGAACUUUAUCACGACAAGGAACCAUUGUCAGGUAAAGUUAAGUAUGAGAUAUGUUCUUCUGGCCAAUUAGCGGAUUGGGAAGCGCUAAAGAAAGUACACGACAGAACUGUAGUAAAAUAUAGAUGUGGACAAAAUGAAUUGAAAAUGCCAAACCAUUAUGUUGGAUACGCACUCAUCCCGCACAAAUACGAAUUUUUGCAUAUGGAAGAAGGUUACAUUCCAGACAGAGUAACGUAUCAAAAAAGUUGCGAUUGUGGUUGGUCAAUUCGAAGAAUCAUGGCUUAGAAUUUUUGGUAUGUUUCAUAUUUUUGACAAGUUCAUAUGAAAUUCUAGACAAUAGAUAACAUGUUUUACCAUUAAAGAAAAUAAAUUAAAAAAAAA